AUGGGAGCUUUUAUUAAUAGAAUUUUAGAUUUUGGAGAUCGUUUUAAAAAGAACUUUAUUAUUGAACUAAAUAAUGAUAAAGAAUUAAAAGAAAAGAUUACUAAUAAUUUUUUAGUAAAAACAUUAGAUAAAUCAAGAGAUAUGUUAAGGAAUUUUGAAUUUAGUAUUUUUCAAACAACUUUUUUUAAUAUACAAUAUAUGAGCAGACCAGACUUUAAUAAACCAACUAGAUGUAAAUAUGAUAAUUUUAUAACAAGAUCUUAUGAUAACUAUAAAAUGUUAAACUACAUCAGAAAUAAUCAGAUAGUAAAUUUAAUGUUUGAUUUGUUUGAGUAUAAAGAGAUUAAAAAAGUUUUACCUGACACUGUUGAACGAUUAAAAGAGAUAAGAAGUGAUAUAAUGGAGAACAGAGAUCUUAAAGAAAAACUAAUAAAAGUUAGGGAUAUAAGAAAUGUUAGUAUAGAUAAUAUUACAGUUAAAAAUUUAAAGAAAACUAUUAUUAUGUCAUUUGAGUUAUCAGUUGAUUUAAUAGGAAAAAAUUCUAAAGGAGAGUUUAAAAGGUUUCCUAAAAACUAUUCUUGUUAUGUUAAUUUGAUUAAAUUAGGUAAUGAAUGGGUAGUAAAUUCAUUUAAUUUUAAUAAAUUUUAA
This is a messenger RNA of Hepatospora eriocheir, 648 nucleotides long. The record is from the annotation of a GenBank genome assembly. Lineage: Eukaryota; Fungi; Microsporidia; Hepatosporidae.